This is a messenger RNA of Malassezia globosa CBS 7966, 513 nucleotides long. RefSeq lists its product as uncharacterized. The transcript has 2 exons. Gene Ontology annotation, molecular function: syntaxin binding; SNAP receptor activity. Gene Ontology annotation, cellular component: SNARE complex; plasma membrane. The record is from RefSeq and is a predicted model, not a curated record. Gene Ontology annotation, biological process: vesicle fusion; exocytosis. Lineage: Eukaryota; Fungi; Basidiomycota; Malasseziomycetes; Malasseziales; Malasseziaceae. Bases 1 to 513 code for a protein of 170 amino acids.
AUGCAGCAGUCUUAUAACCAGUCGACCCCGUACUAUCAAAAAUCAGCGCCAUCGCAUUCAUCAGCGUACCGUGACCCUUAUGCUGUACAGAAUGGCAUUCAAGGCUUUGAUCCUGAAGAGGAAGAAAUUCAAGGGUUGAAGUAUCAAAUUCGAAGCACGAAGCAGGAAAGUCUGAGUAGUACGCGCAACGCAUUGCGUCUUGCUCGCGAGACCGAAGAGACGGCUACUAACACUAUGGUCAAGCUAGGUGAACAAAGCGAAUUGGUCGAUCCUAAAGCUCAGCGUGAGCGCUAUCAAUUCGAAGCCACUGAAAGCGAUGAUGAGCUUGAAGAUGAACUCGAUGGCAAUUUGGAUGAAAUUGCCGCCUUGAGCGCCCGUAUGAAUAUACUAGGUCGUGCUAUGGGCCAAGAAGUGGACGCUCAAAACAAACGUCUUCAACGUGUGGGAGACAAAACAACCGCAUUGGAUACACGUAUAUACGCUGGUACGAAACGACUUGAAACUCUUAGAUAG